Aspergillus sclerotioniger CBS 115572 is the source of this 1708-nucleotide messenger RNA. RefSeq lists its product as uncharacterized. The coding region runs from base 136 to 1434 and encodes 432 amino acids. The record is from RefSeq and is a predicted model, not a curated record. Lineage: Eukaryota; Fungi; Ascomycota; Eurotiomycetes; Eurotiales; Aspergillaceae. The transcript has 3 exons.
CAAAGUCAUCGCCGGUCACUCUCAUCCGAACCAAAAAUCUCCAAUACAUCGGAUGAUCAGUUUACUAAACUCCCUAAUCGGAUCAACACCGCGUGGUGAGGAUCAAGAACAAACAGGCCCCAAGAAAUCGAUCCCAUGUCGGCACAACGUCCACAGACCAAGCCGGUGUCCCCUGAUCUGGACUUGCGACCCAUCUGCGUCAAUUGCAGGAUGGACUUCGCCGACAACUCGGAUAUAUGCAUCCACUGUGAUGGCACGCAGGUCAAGUCCGAGGACUACGACUCGGACGACGAGCUUGUCGAGAUCAAAACAGAGCCGCUGCCUUCAGACGAUGAGGCUGCCAUUGCUGUGGCCAUCAUGGAGUCGAUCGAAGUACCCGAGUCGAUAGCGAUACUUGAGUCGGUAGUGAUGCCUGGAUCGAUAGCGAUCUCCGAGCCGAUGAUGCUACCUGAGCCGGUGAUGAUGAUACCUGAGUCGAUAGUGAUACCUGAGUCGAUAGCGACUCCCGACACGAUAGAGAUUCCCGAGUCGAUCGAGAUGCAUGAGUCCGAGUACAACGCGACUGCAAAGCAGGCUGUGCCUGCCAAAAAAGAUCUUAGGCUUGAGAAUGAACCCCAAGCUGCAUCCAAAACCGCCCCUCGGGCUUCCGCAAAGGUUUCCAAGGCCAGGGGCAAAGCCAAGAGUCCUGCUGGCUCGUCUAGAAAGCGACAACCGAAGAAGUCAGCGUGUGACGACUGUAGAAGGUCGAAGAAACGGUGUGUGCAUCGAGAUGUGGAAGAACAAAGGACCCUUCCUCCUCCUUCAACCAGCACUCGCAAACAGACUGCUGGGCCAAAGAAAAAGCCAGGUCCGUCAUCCAAAAGGACCAAAACGGACAAUGACAAUAGCAUUGGCGAUGAUGAUGACAAUGACGAUGCUUCUAAGACGGGCAUAAAGAUCCGGAUCAAGAAUGUCCAGGGUGACUCUACUGAGACAUCUCCAACCCGUCCGGCCGAGCCAGAGCCGGCCCCGCAGAAGAGAAAAAGGGGGAGGCCGCGCAAGGUCUCACCUAUCAAGGCCGGAGCGCCGGCUGCUCCUGCUACGGAGGAACAGGAGGAACAGGAGGAAGAGGAGGAAGAGGAGGAAGAGGAGGAAGAGGAGGAAGCUGUUCCACGGAAGCGAGCGAGACGAGGCACACCGACCGGAGAUGACGAUCAGGCGAGUCUCCAAGACGCUUCCGUCUCCGUUGCUCUUGCGCUUCCCUCGCUCCUCGAGGAUCCGUUGCAAGGUGCAAGUAAAUUGGCACCGCACGUGGUAUUCAGUCGAAAUCUACACGCGAAGCUAGAAGAUUGCGAGGGUAAGUGGCAGGCGGCCAUGGACGCUCUUCGGGAUGCCAAACAGAUGCUGGAUUCUUGGGUGUGCCAGUGGGAACGGGGGAGAGCCGGUGUAAAAUGAUACGGAAACACUUCGUUCGUUGGUCUGCUUUGUAAGCUUUGUAAUGGCAAGGAGGUGUUGGUCCAUCGCCGGUCGCUUGCCAGUGUUUAACAUAGUAUAUAUGGUUUGUUUUGUGUUUGUCAAUGCCUUCGGAUAGUUUAGCGGCGUUAGGGAAGGCAGCCGAGUACAGGCACACCACUUGUACAUACGAUACCAUGGCCUCGUUGAGUUGUAUUCCGCCGUCAAACCGCGCAGCUCGAGGGUAAAUUCGGGUUGUAUGUGUUAGAUAGAAUCA